Corapipo altera (White-ruffed manakin) is the source of this 3041-nucleotide messenger RNA. RefSeq names its product mitochondrial ribosomal protein L53 (gene MRPL53). Bases 45 to 374 code for a protein of 109 amino acids. The record is from RefSeq and is a predicted model, not a curated record. NCBI's taxonomy places the organism in Eukaryota, Metazoa, Chordata, Aves, Passeriformes, Pipridae. The transcript is spliced from 3 exons. Gene Ontology annotation, cellular component: mitochondrial large ribosomal subunit.
CUUCGCGGGGGCUGCUGGGAGCUGUAGUAGGAGGUGGGGAGAAGAUGGCGUCCAAGAUCAGCGUGGUGCUGCGGCCGGUGAAGAGCAUCGUGGUCCGGUUCUGCCCCUUCGAGCCCAACGUGGAGAGCACGAGAAAAUUUCUCCAAUGUAUAUACCAUAAAAAAAUCCAAGCUACUAAUAGAAACUGUGAAGUGACUGCUGAUGUGAGACAUGACGGAUCUGAACCACUUGUAGAUGUCAUGUUUGCUGAUGGAGAUCGAUUAAUAAUGAAGGGAGCCAACUUGACGACGGUAGAAAUGUUAACAGCAUUGGGGUCCAGAUGUAAUGCAAAAGACCUUAAGGAAGAAGAGAAAAGCAAGAAGAAGAGUCCCUGAAGAACAGAGAAGCAAGUGUGUUUGCAUUUACGUGUGUUAAAAACAGCAGACUACACAGAAGGCUUUUCUCCUAUGCAAGAAAAUCUGAGAGAUGGCCAAAACACUGACCAAUUUAAUAUCCAGAAGAAUGAACCCUUCAAAUGUUCCCUGUCUUCACCUGAAGGAGAACAUAGUGGAUCAACAAAUCCAAUACCAGUGGGUCAGAGUGGCUUAAGAUGCAUGACUGCAUCUCUCUGAGCAGCUGUGUGUUGGACUAAUAUCACGUGCAUAUCAGUGUGAAUAAUACACAUUAGCUAUUAAAUUAAUAUUGCAAUGAAGACAGAUAUCUUUGGACAUUAUUUCCUCCAAAGUUUCUCUAUAUUGUAGUGCAAAACAUUAUUAGAGUGGUUAUUAUUUUUUGAAAACUAUUAAAUUUAGUAAAAAUUUGAAGAAAACUUUCAAAGGAUUCAUCAUUGACUUAGCUGAGGGACAGCAGGCUGCAAAUAGAGUGGAUUUUGUAAUACUGUGUUUAUAAAUGCAUCUGUUCUUAAGCUCCUGCCAUUUUCUUCCUGUCUUUUUGAAGAAAAAGGGAAGUCUGCUAACUGUAAAUUUAGCUCAGCAAUUAAAGUAACAAGGUAAUGGGACUGUCGAGACACAGUAGAGCUACUCAUCCUGCCUAAAAGUAACUAACUUUAGAUAUUUACUGAAGUAAAUAUCUAACAUGAUUAUUGACAUGAUUAUUGACAGACCAUAUGGUCCACAUUGUUUCAGACAUAUCAUUUCCUUGAAAUACAUCUUAAAGCACUCAAAAGCAUCAAUGCCUUACAGCAAACAUUUUUCCCCUCAAAAAAGCACUACAAAUGUUUCAGAAAAGACACAUAAAAAAGCAGUUCUUAAAAUGCUAAAUCUAAGAUACUGUCUACUUUUUUAAAUGCUUAUAUUAAUGUAUCUUAAGGUUCAUGAAAAUAUCUUAAGGUUCAUGAAAACUAGUCUCUGUUUAGAAACAAGUGUCUGCUAGGAAAUUCAGAGACUUGUUCGGAACGAGAACCUUUAGCUCAAAGGGAAAGGUCAGUUAGUUUUUUCGAUAAUUGGAGAAAAGGGCUAUCUUUGAAGUUCAGGUUUGCAAUAUUUUUGUCACUUUUGGGCUAUUUCAUUAAAUACUUUAUGAAGAUCAAAGGGAGAGCUUUAUUUGGUGUUUAUAGCCCCAUGUCCAACCCUAUUAUUUAUUAAAGUAACUGCUUAGGUGUCUCAUCUGUAUUGCAAAGCUCUGUGGUUUCAGGAGAGGUGAUCUCAGGCUGUGCAGGUGAAGAUGUGUUUCAUGUGCAUCAGUUUUGUUCUAGUUCAUAAUGAAAAUGUGAUUCCAGUUUUGAGAAUUGCAGUUGCACUUGAGAGGCAUUAGUUCUACCUGUUGUUAAUCAGAUGCCUCACUUCUCUAAAAUUAGUUCAUAUAUUUCCAAAGUUAAUUUGGCAGCAGAUUUAGGACACAAAUAUGAAACUAGUUUUACCUUACUUUUGCCAAGAUUUUUAAAUGGGCACUGCCCUUUCUGAAAGGAAGAUCAUUUUAAAUAGCACUGGCAAGGUGGUUCUUUGCUACUUCUUCGUUAGGUUGCUCAAGUCAAGGUGAUGUGUUAUAUUGGAGAGCUGUGCUAAAGACAUCGGGUGUUUCCCAUGUGUUUGCAACAAAUAGAAGAGUACUGUAGGAGUAGAUCAAAUAUAAAUAAGACUGUUCAAAGGACAGGUUUUUUGUUUGUCUGUUUGAUUUGGGAUUUUUCCUCCCAGUUCAGAAUAACAUCAUAUAGUAUGACUUUACCUGAAGCAUCUCUACAGGAAAAGUGAGAAUUGUUCAAGUGAAAAAACACUGCAGAAUUAUUCUUUCUCUGGUUAAACAUAUAUUCAUGUGCAUAAAAGCUCUCUUACUGUAAUAUAUCAGUGAUUUUUGUGAUUUUUUUUUCUUCCUUUGACAGUUUGUACAUCAGUAUGUUCAACUUGUGUUUAAAUGUGAAACACUCUAGCUUGAUCUGUCUUAAAUAGUUAAGUCUGUAAGUACCUAAAGACUAAAAUGGGUUAAUUAAUUAUUAAUAAUAAUUAAGUUUCCAUAGUAUUUCUUUUGGCCCAAGAUUGGGGGUUAUAUUUAUGAAUAGAAAAGGGAGAAAAGAUCGUUGUUUGAGCUUUUUAUGGCCAAAAUACAUUCUUUCUGUUGUUGAAGAAAGGUGACCUUUUUUUUCUUUCCUUGCAUGGGUAGGCAUCCUGCUGUGUAAAAGCACACUUGUUCUAGGUGCUUUCAUUUUAACCCAGAGAUGCCCAAGCUUUUUGCUUAGAUUAGGCCAAAGGCCUGCAACGUUGCUGUUGAGAGAUGGCUGACAAUUCAGUGGAUGAAGCUGAGGCUGUGGGUGCUUGUAGCUGCAGUUUGCAGUGCUAAAGCUCUGAUACGUUUUGUCGUGAAAAACAAGUCAUGGCUUGUGUUUUAAUAUACAAGGUACAAAGGAAAACCUACAGGACAAUAAAAUAAAGCUAAAAAUGUGCAUUCUCAAGACUGUAAGAUACUGAAGUGAUAUAAGCAAGCAAUAUGGGCAAGAAGGUACUCCUCUGGUGAUGAUUAUGCUAAUCUGUAGAAACUAGCUCUCCCUGUACUGCGUCGAUAAAGGUACGAAUUUAUUUUUCAAGUACAUUAAAGAUAAUCUGUAAUGA